This is a messenger RNA of Xiphophorus hellerii (green swordtail), 945 nucleotides long. Its product is annotated as zinc transporter 6-like. The transcript is spliced from 3 exons. The record is from RefSeq and is a predicted model, not a curated record. Bases 1 to 705 code for a protein of 234 amino acids. Lineage: Eukaryota; Metazoa; Chordata; Actinopteri; Cyprinodontiformes; Poeciliidae. Gene Ontology annotation, cellular component: Golgi apparatus. Gene Ontology annotation, biological process: zinc ion transport.
AUGUUGAGACUCACAUUGUUUCUGUUUGUGUCCACUCAGGUGUCGACUCUGGACGGCGUCCUGGAGGUCCGGAACGAGCAUUUCUGGACCGUUGGGUUUGGGUCUCUGGCUGGCUCCGCCCACGUCCGGAUCCGGCGGGACGCCAACGAGCAGCUGGUUCUGGCCCACGUCACCAACCGGCUGCUGCCCCUCGUCGCCACGCUGACCGUCCAGAUCUUCAAGGACGACUGGACCCGCCCCCUGCUGAGCGGCGUGCUGUCCUCCCCGGCCGCCACGCCGCCGCUGCCGGUGGCCCCUGAAGGCUACGCCGCCUCCUUCCCUCCGGUUCUGUACGGCUCAGCGGGAGGCCAGGAGUUCGACCCGCUGACCUCCACGCCCUCCAAGCCCAGCAGCCCCCCGCCGGAGUUCUCCUUCGACACGCCGGGCCGGAACGUGGCGCCGCUGGUGCUGCCCGCCCCGGGCCAGCACGCCCACCGGCCCUUUGGAGGCCUGGGACUUUCCUACGGGGCGCCGCCGUACGCCGGGAUGCUGGGGGCGGGGCCCGGGGCGGGGCGGGGCCUGGCAGUGCCGGGCCUCGGCGCCGGGUUUGGACUCCCCUCCUCCCACAGUUACAGGACUGCCUUUGCUGGCUCAACGCCGCCACUCCGGUUUGGAACCAGCAACCCUGCUGCGCCUCAGUCCCAGUACAGACACUAUCAGCCCUGACUGACUCAGAACCUCAUCCAGACACGUUGAGGGGAAACUGAACGUGUCUGGAUGGAGAGAAACAUUCAGGAUUAUUUAUUCAGACGGAAACGGGACCAGCAGCGUUCGGCCGUUAGCCGUUAGCCGUUAGCAUCGGUUCGUAACGGGAACCACUGGGAGGAAAAACCAGUGUGGGUGUGACUGUAACGGUUCAAGCAUCAUAUAAAUGCUUAAUUCUAAAUAAAAUCGUUUUAUUUUGAA